Phytophthora sojae is the source of this 3639-nucleotide messenger RNA. RefSeq lists its product as hypothetical. Gene Ontology annotation, molecular function: phosphatidylinositol binding; actin binding. The record is from RefSeq and is a predicted model, not a curated record. NCBI's taxonomy places the organism in Eukaryota, Oomycota, Peronosporomycetes, Peronosporales, Peronosporaceae. The coding region runs from base 1 to 3639 and encodes 1212 amino acids. The transcript is spliced from 9 exons.
AUGAAAUUCAGGUUCUGCGGUGGACUGGAGCCGCCCGACUGGCUGCUGGCCGAGGUGCCGCUGCUGUCAGGGGAGCAGAGCAAAGUGACGCAUGAUGACCUCGCUGCUAUGUGUGAAGCUAUUGGGACGGAUAUCGGAGUGCAGGCUGCUGUUGCUGCUCUACGGUUCAUGUUGACGCACGCUGCCAAGUACGACGCAGACCGCGCAGAUCUUGUCGAGGAGCUGCAACAACUUGGCAUGCAGCAGGUAUCAGCCGACGCCAUUGCUCAGAGCUACGAGGAACAGCGUGUACACAUCCAGAACCAACAGCGCUCCCGACGCUUUCAGUUUCCUCACGUCGAGCAAGUCGAGUGGAAGCUGGAGGAGGCUCCGUCCACGACGGUGAAGCUCAAGUUGAAGCUGGACCAGCCGGUGAUGGAUUGCGGCGUGGCGGCGGCAUCGAUACCAGGCGAGGCAGGGCACGAGCUCAGCUUCGACGUGGACAAGAGCAAGUUCCUGGCGCUGUACGAGGAGCUCAGUCAAGCGCAGUCCGCAGUCAUGGGCGGCGGGUCCUGGGUCGUGCACGAGGGCUUCCUGCUCGUCAAGCGCGACGGGGCUGCGUCCCCGCGCGCGGAGGGCGCCAAGCCCCCGCAGUGGAGGCCGGCGCUGGUCGGCGGCAAGGGCCUCAAGGAGCUCUACGUGGUGCUCACCAUGAACCGCAAGCUCGAGUUCUUCGACGGCAGCGACCCCGAGGCGCGCAACAAGGUAGACAUCGCCUACCUGCUGGGGUUCGCCGGCUGGGACGGCGACGGCCUGCUCAAGGCGGACUCGUACGGGCUGGAGCUCAAGGUGGAGCGCCACGCCAAGCCGCGCAUGCACCUGGCGGCGUUCAACCGCGUGGAUCAGGAGAAAUGGUGUCGUGGAUUUAUGGCGGUGCUGGAUCCGCACAGCGCGGCGGGCGAGGAGGUUCGGCGCGAGCGACGCCGCGUGAAGAAGGAGGAGAAGCGGCUGCAGGAGGAGCGCGAGGAGAAGAUCCGCAAGUGGAAGGAGAAGAAGGCCAGAAUGAUCAAGGAGGAGCAGGACCGCCUGCUGGCGCGGGAGGAGGAGAUUAACAACAUGACGCCGCUGGAGCGCGUGGACGGCCUCGGCUCGCUCGAUGACGACACGGCCAGGAUGCUGGAGAAGAGGAAGCUGAGGCUGCAGCGUCGACAGGCCCCCACGACGGGCAGAGUGAACAAGGCGGCGUAUCGCCGACGGCUCGAAGAAGCGGCGGGAGGAAAGACGGACAACGUGCAGCCGUUGCACACGAGGAUUGUGGAGCAGAAGACCAAGGUUCGAGUGGAACUGCCUCCCCCUGGACAGUUUUUCGAGGUCGGUGGUGUUGUUCACAAUGACGCGCCGGUGCGUCUAGGCUCCUCUGGAAGCGACAUGUCGGACAGCUCGUCGAUGUCGUCGCGGCUUUCUUCUGUUUCGUCGGUAACUGGAUCCAGACACGACGGGGGUAUGGGCAAUGCUCCUCCUCCUCCGCCGCCACCGCCGCCGAUGCGCUGGUCAGCUAGUAAUUCCCGCGUCUCCAUGUCGUCCCGAGCGUCGAUGAGUAUCCCGCCACCUCCGCCUCCCCCACUAUUUGACCACCAGAGUUUCAACGAGCGGGAAUCCCGACUUUCGAGAUCCAGCAGCAGCCUACGAAGCUCGUCGUUCGACUCGUUCGCAUUUGAUCGGGAUGAAGACCCCGUGCCGUCUAGAUCUUCCUUCUCGCAAGGCAGUCGCCGGAUUUCAAGUGCGGACAAAAGCAAGCAGAACAUGCAGGACAAUCUGGCUGCCAUCUUAGGUGGGGGAAGGCCCAAGCCCGCGUCAAGAGCGAGCCGCCGACGAGACUCGUUUGGAUCUACCAUGAGCUCAGUGACGACUGCGUCUUAUGCGGCGCCGAGUCGAAAGCCCAAGACGGAUAACACCCGAACGAACGGAAGUACGAGUUCACCGGCCCCAGAACCGUCGAUGGCGAACGCUUUCGCGGCUAGUCUUGCUGCGAUUCGGCGUAACCGUGCUGACACUGUCGAGGAAAUGAGCGUUAGCAGCAGCGCUGUUAGCCCGGUGGCAGGCGCCCCCGUCAAUGGCAAGGUGCGCGAUCGGAAACGCGAUUCUCAGCUAAGUGCUGAAGGAAAGGAGAUCUUGAAGAAGGCAAUGGGCGGCGAGAGCACUCAAGCUCCUGCUUCUAAACUAAAGUCGAAGGCGAAUUCCGGACGCAGGGGUCUAUUUGACGACAGUAGCAGUGACGAAGACGAUGAUUCCGACACUGGUUUGUUCGGUGUCGGUGGGCGAAAGAGCAAGGCGCCGAACAGUACCUCCCGUGCGUCUACUAGCAUGCGUUCAAGUGAUUUGAGUGUGGACUCGCGCCCAACGCCAGUGAAGAAGAGCGCCCCUGCGCCAUCCGUAAGCAGCGAUGAGGAUGUAUCAAGCGACUCCGAUUCUGACAACGGCACAUCAUUCUUUGCCCAGCCUCGCAAAAUCGAACCAACAAGUCCGAGGGGUGCCACGACGAACAACAUGGGGGCAGGCGGCUCUGGUCCUAGCGUCGUCGUGGUGUUCAUAUCCUCUGCUCUGCGCACUGAAGGCAAAAAGUCGACCGGUGUCUUCACUUUCAUGCUUCAGUUCGGGAACUUGGAGCACAGCUUCUCAUUUACAUACUCGGAAUUUGAGGAGAUCCACACACGACUGACCUCAGCUUUCCCGAGCACAGCGCUGCCAAAGUUCCCUUCAAAGCACCGCUUGCGCAAUAACACGAAGCCUGAAAACAUGGAGAAGCGAGCCCAGGAGUUCCGCCUGUACUUACAGCAGCUGGUGGCCUUACCUGGGGUUCUGUCGAGCGAGCGGUUCCAGUUCGAGUACCAUAUCGACGGCGCCUUUUCGCGCGCAUUGGCGAACGGCCAAAACUCCAACGGAAGUGUAGCAAAUGGUGCUCAGUCUAAUGGCCGACCUCCGAGAAGCCCCGUUGCACCUCUACCGAAGAAGGAGCAAGUGGUGUCGCCCGAUUCUUCUCGACAAGAAAGCCCCCCUGCCCGAGCUGCCAAGCCGAGAGCGUCGAAGGGACUCUUUGGCUUGGACGACUCGGACUCCGACCCCGAGUCGGACUCGGAUACGUCGGUCGACACGCCAAAACUGGUUACACGGCAGCAGCGGCGUGAGUCUGCAGCGUCGUCAACUCAACGGAGGAAGCCGAAAACAGCCGAGCUGUCCAGCAGCGUUAUCGGCGCUGUCCCCGAAGAUACUCUGCGCGGCAAGAAGAGUCGGUCGCGUUCACGGUUGAGCUCUCGAGCGAGUUCAAGAGCAAGUUUGGCGGCUCCUCCUCGCCCCGUCGAACCACCAAAGCCGGCCGUGACUGGGUUACCUCCAGGACGCCCGAAUCCCUUUGCAGGUGGUCGUGGUGACCUGCUUGCGGCGAUUCGGCAGGGUACUCAGCUGAAGAAGACCGGCGACGGGGACCCAGCAGGUACUUCUGGUGCUUCCUCGGCCGCCGCGAAGCCUCCGCCGCCACCUCCAGCGCUUACGCAGGCUGGCUCCAUCAACGAAGCCAUCACGAAUGCAAUGGCGAUGCGGCGUAUCCACGUCGAGUACGAAGAGUCGAACGCGGACGCAGACUCGGACGACGACUGGGACUAA